Jaculus jaculus (lesser Egyptian jerboa) is the source of this 1362-nucleotide messenger RNA. RefSeq names its product XK related X-linked (gene Xkrx). NCBI's taxonomy places the organism in Eukaryota, Metazoa, Chordata, Mammalia, Rodentia, Dipodidae. Gene Ontology annotation, cellular component: membrane. The coding region runs from base 10 to 1362 and encodes 450 amino acids. The record is from RefSeq and is a predicted model, not a curated record. The transcript has 3 exons.
AGAACCUCCAUGAUGGACAGAGUUUAUGAAAUUCCUGAGGAGCCAAACGUGGAUCCGGUACCACCUCUGGAGGAAGAUGUCAUCCGUGGACCAAACCCACGCUUUACCUUUCCAUUUAGUAUCCUCUUCUCCACCUUUUUGUACUGUGGGGAGGCUGCUUCUGCCUUGUAUAUGGUUAGAAUUUAUCGAAAGAAUAAUGAAACCUUUUGGAUGACAUAUACCUUUUCCUUCUUUAUGUUUUCAUCCAUUAUGGUCCAGUUGACCCUCAUUUUUGUCCACAGAGACCUGGCCAAAGAUAAACCACUAUCAUUAUUUAUGCAUCUAAUCCUCUUGGGACCUGUUAUCAGAUGUUUGGAGGCCAUGAUUAAAUACCUUACACUGUGGAAGAAAGAGGGGCAGGAGGAGCCCUAUGUCAGCCUCACCCGAAAGAAGAUGCUAAUAGAUGGCGAGGAGGUCCUGAUAGAAUGGGAGGUGGGCCACUCCAUCCGGACCCUGGCCAUGCACCGCAAUGCCUACAAACGUAUGUCACAGAUCCAAGCCUUCCUGGGCUCAGUGCCCCAGCUGACCUAUCAGCUCUAUGUGACCUUGAUCUCUGCAGAGGUACCUCUGAGUAGAGCUGUACUAAUGGUCUUUUCCCUGAUAUCUGUCACCUAUGGGGCUACCCUUUGCAACAUGUUGGCUAUCCAGAUCAAGUAUGAUGAUUACAAGAUUCGGCUUGGGCCACUGGAAGUCCUUUGCAUCACCAUCUGGAGGACAUUAGAGAUCACUUCCCGCCUCAUGAUUCUGGUGCUCUUCUCAGCCACUUUGAAGUUAAAAGCUGUUCCCUUCUUAGUGCUGAACUUCCUGAUCAUCCUCUUUGAGCCUUGGGUUAAAUUCUGGAGGAGUGGUGCCCAGAUGCCAAACAAUAUUGAGAAAAAUUUCAGCCGUGUCGGCACUCUGGUGGUGUUGAUUUCAGUCACCAUCCUCUAUGCUGGCAUUAACUUCUCUUGCUGGUCAGCCUUGCAGUUGAGACUGGCAGACAGAGAUCUUGUUGACAAAGGUCAAAACUGGGGACAUAUGGGCCUGCACUAUAGUGUGCGGUUGGUAGAGAAUGUGAUCAUGGUCUUGGUUUUUAAGUUCUUUGGAGUCAAAGUGUUACUGAAUUACUGUCAUUCCUUGAUUGCCUUGCAGCUUAUCAUUGCGUAUCUUAUUUCCAUUGGCUUCAUGCUCCUGUUUUUCCAGUAUUUGCACCCAUUGCGCUCACUCUUCACCCAUAAUGUAGUGGACUACCUCCACUGUGUCUGCUGCCACCGGCACCAUCAAGGAAGGUCUGAAAAUUCAGAGCCAUCCUGUGAGACUGAAACAAGACAAAGUAUGGUCUGA